AUGUGGCAGUUUGGUACAGCUCCGUGGCUGCUCUUUGACCCAGUUGCUCUUGGUAGGCGCAGCGUAACUGCUGAGAGGGUCUGUGGUGGUUCAUGGUGUCCUGUGCUUUUUGCCCAGAGGUAUACUAAACCACUAACCUUUGCAGACUGCAUUAGUGAUGAAUUGCCGUUAGGAUGGGAAGAAGCUUAUGACCCUCAGGUUGGAGUAUAUUACAUAGACCACAACACCAAAACUACACAGAUAGAAGACCCUCGUGUGCAAUGGCGGCGGGAGCAGGAGCACAUGCUCAAAGACUAUCUCAUCCUGGCCCAGGAGGCGAUUGCUGCACAGAAGGAGAUCUAUCAAGUGAAGCAGCAGAGGCUUGAAUUGGCCCAGCAAGAAUAUCGGCAGCUGCAUGAUGUUUGGGAGCACAAACUGGGCUCUCAGACCAGCUGUGAGUAGCUGGUGACCUCUUACCCCAUGACUUUCUCAGCUGUGAGCCCACUAGGACUGUGAAAUGCUUGAGGCUGGUCCUCUGAUGGAGCGCUAGGAUGUGUUAUGCUUUGU
Merops nubicus (carmine bee-eater) is the source of this 546-nucleotide messenger RNA. Its product is annotated as protein KIBRA-like. NCBI's taxonomy places the organism in Eukaryota, Metazoa, Chordata, Aves, Coraciiformes, Meropidae. The record is from RefSeq and is a predicted model, not a curated record. The transcript has 3 exons. Gene Ontology annotation, molecular function: molecular adaptor activity; kinase binding. Gene Ontology annotation, biological process: regulation of hippo signaling; negative regulation of organ growth; cell migration. The coding region runs from base 1 to 441 and encodes 146 amino acids. Gene Ontology annotation, cellular component: cytoplasm.